Messenger RNA from Carica papaya (papaya), 1537 nucleotides. The record is from RefSeq and is a predicted model, not a curated record. NCBI's taxonomy places the organism in Eukaryota, Viridiplantae, Streptophyta, Magnoliopsida, Brassicales, Caricaceae.
CUCUCGCUCCUCUUUUAUUAACCCCACCCUACCGAAUAACAAAAAUCCAAACUGGAGGCAAAGCUUCGAAGGAACUGUUUUAACACCUCUCUCUCUCUCUCUCUCUCUCUCUCUCUGUCUCGAACUUUCUCCAGACGACGCCGUCUCAUAGCCUCCCGUCCAUAUAUUAAGGGUAAAGGUCAAUUCACCUGGUAUGGGGGAUAGUGAAACAGUCAUUGCGGAAGCUUCUCCUGUGGCAGCCUAUUCCUCUGUGGGGUACACAUCCACUGCCUAUGGUGAUGCAAACUCUAAUAUUUCCAAUACUAUUUCAUUUUCUUCUGAGGCUACUGCAGACUUUACUGCAUGUGCAGCUCCAGCUGAUGCAACUAAUACAGUUGCUAGUAUAGGUGAAGGAAAUACCUACAAUCUUGAUCACAAUUCUGCAUUCCAAGAACCUUAUGUUGGUAUGGAAACCCCAAGUAAGCCGAACACAGAGAACGUUGUUGCUACUGAAGGUGCAGCAAUGGAUUCAUCCAAAGCUGCUGGUUAUGAGUCGACUGUAAAUGGUAAUAUUGUCAGUGAAAUGGGAAAUGUAAUGCUGAUCGAAAAUGGAAAUGCCACAGAUAACUUGACUGGAGUUUCUGCUGCAACUGGGUAUGCAGAUGGUGCUGAGGCAGCUCUGUCAGGUGAAGAGGAUAGGUUGUGGAGCAUUGUGAGGGCUAAUUCUCUAGAUUUUAAUGCAUGGACUGCUUUGAUUGAAGAGACAGAAAAGUUGGCUGAGGACAACAUAUUGAAAAUCCGAAAGAUUUAUGAUGCAUUUUUAGCCGAAUUUCCUUUGUGUUAUGGUUACUGGAAAAAGUAUGCCGACCAUGAGGCACGUGUUGGUGCUAUGGACAAAGUUGUGGAGGUUUAUGAGAGAGCAGUUCAAGGGGUGACGUAUUCAGUGGACAUUUGGUUACAUUAUUGCGUGUUUGCCAUUAACACAUAUGGAGAUCCAGACACAAUUAGAAGGUAAUAGCUGCUCAUGUAUCCAUUAUUGCUGUUGGUCUGAGUCAGGAAACCAUGAUUGUUUGAUUUCCAUAGUCACAACGAUCCCGUGAUUUUUUUCUUUUUGCUUUCUAACAUUAUUUCAGUAUUCGUGCAACAGUGAUUCUUCUCAUUUAUGGCGGAAAGGUUUGAAAGGAAUGCACUUAGAAAUGCUUUUUAUGAUUUGGAACCCUUGAUAAGGCUACUGUUGAGUAGCUGUUCAAUUUGUUUUAAAACUUAUUUUCUGACCUCAUUAUAGACCUUACUUUCUCGCUCCCCUUCUCUGAAAGUCUGUGUCAUAGUCACAUAGUUAUUCAUGAGCAUUGCCUGUCUUUAACUUUGACAAUCUGAAGUGCAUCAAUAUCCAAAAUGCUGCCGGGAAGAUCUUCGUCCAGAUAAGGGCUAAGAUGGCCUCUAUCACUGCUUCAUUUCGGACUAGUAUGAAUUUUAUCGGGAAGGUAAAUGCAGCAUUUGGAAGUGUCAUCAUAUGCUGUUAGAAUCCUUCAACAUUUGUGCUCCGAUCUCCCAUAUU